AUGAAACCUCUUCUCUUCUUUACCCUCAUUGCCCUAUUUUCAGCCACCACAAACUUAUCAUCAGCUGCAAAAACAACACAGGAGAAGAAGAAAUAUGUCUCCAUCACCAACACGGCGAAACGCGGCUCGACAGUCGACUGCUCGUACGGCGACAAGAAUCUAAACGAGGUUCUGAAACCGGGCGAUGAGGUUCGGUGGGAGCUUUCCAAGAAAGACGCGGUCAAAAUGAUUUGCCACGUUUAUCUCGACGAUUUGACCUACUCGGACGCGGGAUAUUUCCACGCGUUUCCCAAGAAGAAGUGCAAGCGCGAAUGCAAGUGGAGAAUCCUAGACGAUGGUGGGAUGCAGAUUAGGCUCGUCGAUCACGAGAGGUGGGAGAAUUACGAUCUCGAGCACGACAAGGAUCGAUUUUGCGAAAACGACGAAGAUUCUCCACCCGAAUCCAAUGAAAAACCGAAGGUUGACGACUCGGGAGAAUGGGAUUACUCGCCAGAUGCAGAAAGACCGGUGUACGAGAAACAAAACGGUACUGACGAUGAGAAACCGAACGGUAAAUUAGCGCCGGCGCCUACGAAAGCAAAACCGACACCCAGACAUAAACCCGAGCAACCCAACAAAGGGGAUUCGGAAACUAAGGGACCGGGAAAAGCGAAUGCUCCGAUGCCAGCAAAGAAGAAACCUGAAAAUGGCGAAAACAAACAUGCCACUGUGCCCACAAACAGAAAACCCGAGAAACCUAAAACAGACAACCAAAAACCCGGAGCACAUGAUAUCAAGCAUGCACCAGCACCCACACAACCAAAACCCUCAAAAUCCGAUGCCAAAUCGCCACAAUCAGCCGAAAAGAAUCCUGGAAAAGGCGAAAACAAACACGCCCCUGUGCCGACAAAGGGAAAACCCGAGAAACCUAGAGUAGACAACCAAAAACCCGGAGCACAUGAUAUCAAACAUGCACCAGCACCCACACAACCAAAACCCUCAAAAUUUGAUGCCAAAUCGCCACAAUUAGCCCAAAAGAAUCGUGGAAAAGGCGAAAAUAAACAUGCCCCUGUGCCGACAAAAGGAAAAACUGACACACCUAGAAUAGACAACCAAAAACCCGGAACACAUGAUAUAAAGCAUGCACCCGCACCCACACAACCAAAACCCUCAAAAUCUGAUGCUAAAUCGCCACAAUCAGAGAAAGAAAAACCUGAAAAAGGCGAAAACAAAUAUGCCCCUGUACCGACAACGGGAAAACCCGAGCAAACUAAGAUUGACAACCAAAAACCCAUAGCACACGAUAUCAAGCAUGCACCAGCACCCACACAACCAAAACCCUCAGCCAAAUCGCCACAAUCAUCCGAAAAGAAUCCUGAAAAAGGUGAAAAUAAACAUACCCCUGCACCGACAAACGAAAAACUCGAGAAACCUAAAAUAGACAACCAAAAACCUGGAGAGCAUGAUAUCAAGCAUGCACCAGCACCCACACAACCAAAACCCUCAAAACCCGAUGCUAAAUCGCCACAUCCAGCAAAAGAGAAACCCAAAACCAAUGCUGAAAUUGUUCCAUCCCCAUCAAAGCAAAUCUCCGUAAACCCCAAGACUCAUUCUCCACCACCAUCUAAAGCGAAAGACGAGCCGAAAGUUCCUGAUACAAAACACGCAACUCCUCCAUCAAUUCCAAACACAAAACCCGAAAAUCCCAAGACUAAGAAUUCUCCCCCACCAUCGAAAGGGAAAAACAAGCCAAAUGGACCAAACACAAAACCCGAAAAGCCCGAGACUCAUUCUCCGCCACCAUCGAAAGGGAAAGACGAACCGAAAGGACCUGAUACAAAAAAUGUAACUCCUCCAUCAAUGCCAAACCCGAAACCCGAGCAACCAGGAAAUACCGAGGGUGAGAAAGCGGAACGAAGAAGAAGGGUUUUGCUCUACUGUACUAUAGAUGACUCGAGGUAG
Messenger RNA from Striga asiatica, 1941 nucleotides. Lineage: Eukaryota; Viridiplantae; Streptophyta; Magnoliopsida; Lamiales; Orobanchaceae. The record is from the annotation of a GenBank genome assembly.